AUGUCACUUAANCUGGAGCGAGAAGACGGUCGAAUUGAGCGAAUCAUUGAACAGGCGCCAAAUGAGGGCACUUUUAGACACGAGAUGCUAAAACGUUGGUGGAGAGGUCUGACUGAAACCCAUCUUUGGGUCUCAGUUCUAGCGAAGCCGAGGAGAAGCCGCUUUACAAGAGUACAGCGAGCAUCGUGCUGCCUGUCAGUGCUGCUUACAGCCAUGUUUGCUAACGCGAUGUUCUAUAAGUUGGAAGGUAAAUCUGAGCAAGUGCUAAAAGUAGGACCCCUGAAAUUCUCGUGGGCCCAAAUCAUUAUCACUUUUAAAAGUGAACUUAUCGUUGCACCCAUAAACAUUGUGACAGUAUUCCUUUUUCAGAAAGGAGCAAGUAAGACUCUGUGUUGUCGUAAAGCGAAGUGGCUUACCUACCUGGCCUGGUUAUUCUUGUUUAGUUCUUGUGUUGUUUCUACUUCGUUUACCAUCUUCUACAGCUUGAUUUGGGGAAAGAGCACCAGCGAGCAGUGGCUAACGUCAGUGCUUGUAUCACUGGGGAAGGAUGUGACAAUUACAGAACCUGCUAAAGUGUUACUCACAGCGAUUUUCCUCGCCGCCAUUGUCAAAUGGAAACAGAGUAGAUCUGAAGGACGCCAAAGCCACAAAGUAGCUAAAAGUAGCCCCUCACAACAGCGACUGUGGAAAAUAAAGCUAUCUGAAGUGGAAGACAUGAGGAAACAACAAUUAAAGAAAAAGAACUGGUCGCUUCUUUUCUUCGAGCUUGUCGUUUACGUCCUGUUCAUCUUCUUGGUGAUGGUCUUGUGUUAUGGCAACCGGAAUAGUUACCAAUAUCACAUGACAAAGUCCAUCCGGAAUGGGCUACCAAACUUUGAAAAGGUUAACGAUAAGGAGAAGCUCUGGAGCUGGUUAAAUGACGCUUUUAUCCCAGGUGUGUUUGCGGGCCGAUGGUACAAUGGCCAACAAGAGAAUCAAACAGUGUACAUUGGAGACAAGCACUCAAUCCUUGUUGGGAUGGCUCGAGCCCGCCAACUAAGAGUUAAACCGAGUAAGUUUUAGUCUCAAAGCUCAAUGUUUUGAAAUGGCAAUAAUCGCCACUUUAAUUGUAUCCGGAAGAAAGUGCACACAGAGGCUUAGAUAAUGGCUAAUCCAUGGCGGUCUUAAAGGAGUUACGUCUCGGUUUCUGCAUCUUGACAAGUUUUGCCUAAAUAUUUUAAGUGCGUCGUUUGUAAUCCGUUUUAAUCUUCUCCAUCCUUUACCAUUGUUGUUCCUUUACUGUUUAUUAUUAUCUCUUUGAUGUUUCUCUACUUUAAUAAGCUACUAGUAUCCGGUUUCUUUCAAUUUAAAGGUAAUUUUGCAUGU
This is a messenger RNA of Orbicella faveolata, 1365 nucleotides long. Its product is annotated as polycystin family receptor for egg jelly-like. Lineage: Eukaryota; Metazoa; Cnidaria; Anthozoa; Scleractinia; Merulinidae. The record is from RefSeq and is a predicted model, not a curated record.